Pleuronectes platessa (European plaice) is the source of this 2457-nucleotide messenger RNA. It is a transcript of the gene pdzrn4, whose product is annotated as PDZ domain containing ring finger 4. NCBI's taxonomy places the organism in Eukaryota, Metazoa, Chordata, Actinopteri, Pleuronectiformes, Pleuronectidae. Gene Ontology annotation, molecular function: protein binding. The record is from RefSeq and is a predicted model, not a curated record. Bases 1 to 2457 code for a protein of 818 amino acids. The transcript is spliced from 9 exons.
AUGGGCUGCAAUUUGUGCACCUUGCAGAAACGGGAGGAACACUACAAACUGCUGUACGAGAUUGCACAGGUAAACGGGCGUGACUUCUCCAAGGUCGACCAUGACCAGGCGGUGGCGGAGGCCAUCAGGCGAGACCCCAUCGUUGUCCAGGUUCUCCGGCGAACCCCUAACACAGCUGCGGGGGCGUCCCCACACAACCACAACGGCAUGCCACAGGACCUGUGUGUCGUCGACGUUUGCACACAGACGGACAUCACCUUCGAGCACAUCAUGGCACUGGCCAAGCUCCGGCCUGCGACCCCACCCGUCCCUGACAUCUGUCCCUUCCUUUUGUCUGACAGCUGUCAUUCCAUCCACACCAUGGAGCACGAGUAUUAUGAAUGUCCAGAGUACCUGUCCAACACGCCUGCAGGGGUGGAGAGGAUGGAGGAGUAUGAAUACGAGGAGGUGGAGCUGUGUCGGCAGAACAACCAGGAGAAGCUCGGCCUGACGCUCUGCUACAGGACCGACGAGGAGGAGGACACCAGCAUCUAUGUCAGCCAGGUGGAGCCAAACAGCAUAGCAGCGAGAGACGGGCGCAUCAAGGAAGGAGAUCGUAUUUUACAGAUAAACGGCUGUGAGGUGCAAGACAGAGAGAAAGCCGUGGCCAUGUUAUCAAACGAAGAAGCAAGAAGCAUCGUGUUGCUGGUGACGAGACCAGAAAUCCAGCUGGAGGAGGAGGUAUGGCUGGAUGAUGAGCAGCAGGAGCUGGUGGAGGAGCUGAAGAUGGAGAUCCUGGAGGAGAGGAGGAAGCAGAAGCAGCAUAGUUUUGACAGAGGGGAUGAGCACCAAGCUGAAGAAGAGAUGACAACAGACACAGCUACGUAUUCCUCCAAUAAUCAAGACAGCGGCUUCGGACGCAGUACAGACAGUCCAGAGCACCAACCCAUGCUUGCCAGACUACACAGGAAGAGCCCGGCCCAUUGCCUGAGGGACCGAUGGCAGGCAGAGCAUCAGCACACAAGACAUGGGAGUGGACAGGACACCCAGGGUCAAAGGAUCAUGUCCAAACGUCAAGGCCAAGAAGGGGUACUCAGUAUUCGCAAUAGUGGAGGUGGGGUUUUAGGAUUAGAGAAUCGAUUCCAGCAACUUCUGGAGCUCAAGUGUCAAAUCCGGAAUGGAGGCGAGUGUGGGGUGUACUCUAUUCGACACAGCAUAGAGUGUAGCGUCACUGAACAGGGAGUAGAGGAAGCAGACGGUGGGGACAGUGAGGGAGGCGGGGGAGGUGUGGAGCACGAGUUGAGGAUGCUGAAUGACGAACUACGUAGUCUUGAGCUGGAGUGCCAGAACAUCAUGCAGGCGCAUCAACUCCGUCAGACACACAAGCUGGACCCCUCACAGCCGGCACCCUGCUCACCGGGAUGGAGCCCCAAAGACACACACAAGCGGCACGGCAGGCUGGCCGACAUCCAUGAACAUCCGGAGAGGUCGGACAGCGACAAGCUAAGGGAGAAGGACAGCUCCAGUGCCUACAACACAGCUGAGAGUGCACGGUCGACACCGCUAGGUAUGGAGAGGUCUCCUGAUCACUCGCUACAGAGACACAUCAGCAUCACCAACCAGAAAAACCUCAGACUAGCCUCCUCCACAUCCUCAAGCCCCAUCCCUAUCCCAAAACCCCACAGCACCCCGAGUCAUAGCAGACCGGCAGACCAAGGCCUGGUAAUAUCCAGCAGCCCAGACCAGAGCAACCCCUCCAGGUCUGAGUCCGACCCUGCCAUGCCUGCAGAUGAUGAGAGGUGUGAGAAGAAAGGGAGGACCAGAGAGUCGAGGAGAGGGCUUCCCUAUGGGUGUUCAUACCAAACAACCCCCUAUCAAGGCCAAGGAGGAUCCAGGCAACUUCAGAGCUACAUGCAUCUGCUCCAACAGCACUCGUCCCUGGAGUACUCCCAGAGCCAGCUGAGCCUGGUCAGCGUCUGUAGAGAUAAUGUGCACCGGAGUGGACGCCCUGGGGAGCCCCGUCUGGAGUGGAAGGUCAAAGUCCGCGCUGACGGCACGCGCUACGUGGCCCGGAGGCCUGCCCGCGACCGCAUCCUGAGGGAGCGGGCGCUGAGGAUCCGAGAGGAGAGGAGCGGAGGCAUGACCACGGACGAUGAUGCCAUGAGCGAGAUGAAGAUGGGCCGCUAUUGGAGCAAAGAGGAGAGGAAGCAGCACUUGGCGCGGGCCAGGGAGCAGAGGAAAAGGAGGGAGUUCAUGCAAAAGAGUCGCUUGGAGUGUCUUAAAGAGGGGCCGGCCAGCGGAACCGAGGGCAGGAAGGAGAUCAAUAUCUUAGAGCUCAGUCACAAAAAGAUGAUGAAGAAACGAAACAAGAAGAUUCUCGACAACUGGAUGACGAUCCAGGAGUUGAUGAGCCACGGGGCCCGAGUCCCUGAAGGCUCGAAAGUACACAACGCCUUCCUGUCUGUCACAACUGUCUAA